UGGGCGCCCGCCUUUUUCCUGAGGGGGAGAAAUGAGGGGCGAAUGGAAGGCAGGCUCAGUUCGCGCGCAGCUGCUCUUUUGUGAGGGGUCCAACUGUCACCCGCGGGAGGGUGGCUCGAGCUUAAGCGAGAGCCUUGCCUCGCUACGCCUUUCUGCCCUUGGGCCCCCGUGCCAGUGUAGACGAAGCCACUCUGACUGCCUCUUUGGGGCCCCUGCAUCAUCCUUCCAAACAGGAGUCAGAGUGUUCUGUUGGCUUCCGACGGUAUUUACCUGGCGAUCGGGCGAACUCCCGACUGCUUGUAAACAAGGAACGCAGAAGCCUUUUGACUUCAGCAAAGUCGAGGAGUCGCAAGUGGCUGGGGCUCUUGAUUUGCUCAAGGAACUUAAGAAUAUGCCCAUGACUCUGGAAUUGCUACAGUCUACAAGAAUUGGAAUGUCAGUGAAUGCAAUACGCAAGCAAAGUACAGAAGAAGAAGUUACAUCUUUAGCAAAAUCUCUCAUUAAAUCGUGGAAGAAAUUAUUAGAUGGACCAUCGAAUGAUAAAGAACCUGAAGAAAAGAAAAAAGAAGCAGCAUCUUCCUCACAAAACAGUCCUGAAGCAAGAGAAGAAAGUUCCAGUAACAACUCAAGCAGCAAGAAAGAAGAAACUAAUGCUCCCUCAGAAGCCUUUAUAUCUUCAUUUCCUCGGGCUCCAAGCACAUCUGAUUCUGUACGGAUGAAAUGCAGAGAAAUGUUGGCAGCAGCUCUCAAAACUGGAGAUGAUUACAUUGCUAUUGGUGCUGAUGAGGAAGAGCUGGGAUCUCAGAUUGAAGAAGCUAUAUUUCAGGAGCUAAAAAACACUGACAUGAAAUACAAAAACAGAGUGCGCAGCAGGAUAGCAAAUCUUAAGGACACAAAGAACCCUAAUCUAAGGAAAAAUGUUUUAUGUGGGAAUAUACCUCCUGACAGGUUUGCCAAAAUGACAGCAGAGGAAAUGGCAAGUGAUGAACUAAAAGAAAUGCGAAAAAAUCUUACCAAAGAAGCCAUAAGAGAGCAUCAAAUGGCUAAAACUGGAGGCACUCAAACUGAUCUAUUUACAUGUGGUAAAUGCAAAAAGAAGAAUUGUACUUAUACCCAGGUUCAAACGCGAAGUGCUGAUGAACCUAUGACGACAUUUGUUGUGUGUAAUGAAUGUGGAAACAGAUGGAAGUUCUGCUAGAAGAAGGAAUUGUUGACAUCUGGACCAGUAUGAAAGAUGAUUUUAUAAUUAGCUUUAAGAACUAGGUCAAGCAUCUAGCUUCCUGCAUUUUUUCCUUUUAAGCAGACGUCUCUAAACCUAGAUUUUGUUUUUGACACAACCAUCCCAGUAGUUGAUAGUCAGUAGAGCCAGGAUGCUCAAUUGUAUGAUGUAAUUUCUUUUUUUUUUUUCAUUUUUAUAAGCAAGUCUACAUUAAACUUUUAUCAAUGACAUUUGGGUAACUGCUUUUUUCUUAACUUUGUGAAUGAAGAGUUGUAUGUCUUUACAUUUGGCAUAUCCAGAUGAAAUGUUUCUUUGUAGAAUGGAAUUCAUAUUUAAUAACCUAUUCCUCUUUAAACAUUUUGGGUGUGUGAGGGCAAUUAUUUCACUUUAUACUGAGUAUAACUUAAUAAACAAUAUUUGGUGUCAGUGGCUAGGUUGUAUGAACCAUUUCUGCACAGGCCCUUGGAUGCUAAUUGUUACAUCUGAUGUUUGUGUGACACACACACACACACACACACACACACACACACACACCUCUAUUUCAAAACUAUACAACAUUUAAUUAUGUAACUUCUAUUGAUCUAUCCAAUUUAUUGUGCAGCCCUACAAUGUGUAUUAUUUUCAGUUCUAGAGAAAUUCCUAAUGGUUGGUUUGACCUUACUGUUUAGUUUCUUUAUAUGCUUGAUGCCAUAAUUCAUUUUAGAUUCUGUAAAUGAACAAAGAUGCUCUGUGGUACUCUGCCUAGCUGGAAAUGUAAAACUAAUAUUUAUCAAUUUGUAUAGGUAUUAGUUCAUGUGGACUCUUAAUGACCAUCACUUUUUACAUGUAUAAUCACUGAUUCCAGACUUGGUGCUCAGAAAUAAAAGUAUGGUCUUUCACUGUC
Hemicordylus capensis (graceful crag lizard) is the source of this 2102-nucleotide messenger RNA. RefSeq names its product transcription elongation factor A1 (gene TCEA1). The coding region runs from base 32 to 1198 and encodes 388 amino acids. Gene Ontology annotation, cellular component: nucleus. Lineage: Eukaryota; Metazoa; Chordata; Lepidosauria; Squamata; Cordylidae. Gene Ontology annotation, molecular function: zinc ion binding; nucleic acid binding. The record is from RefSeq and is a predicted model, not a curated record. The transcript has 10 exons. Gene Ontology annotation, biological process: positive regulation of transcription by RNA polymerase II; DNA-templated transcription; transcription elongation by RNA polymerase II.